AUGAUUAGUGAAUUGCAAGUGAAGAAAAGCAUUCGGAGAUGCACGUACAAAGAGUUCAUGGCAUGUAACCCCUUACCAAACAAAGGGGAAGUUGAUCCGAUAGCUUGUCAAAGGUGGAUUUCAAGUACUGAAGCCGUGUUUACACGAAGUAGAUGUGAAGUGGAGGAUCAAGUAAUGUUUGCCACGUGCCUCCUACAACUUCAAGCAAAAGAUUGGUGGGACGCAUACUCGAAGGAAUUGGGGGAUGAUAAAGUACGGUCGUUAACAUGGCAAGAAUUCAAGGAGUCAUUUCUGAAAUAUUAUAGUCCACAAUCCGCAAUUGAUAAGAUUCAGGAAGACUUCUUACGUCUCAGACAAAAGGAUGAAACGGUUGACGAGAUAACGAAUAAGUUCCUUGAGAGGGUGAAGUUCUGUGAGGAGAUAGCGGGGACUGAGAGGCAAAGGAUUAUACGUUACCAUGCUAUGUUAAAGGUUGAAUAUCGGGAAUUUGUAAAUCCGUCCAAGUGUGCAACGUUAAAUGAAUUAAUUGAAUGGGCAAGAGAUACAGAAAUUGAGAUAAAAAGACAGGUUGAACGGGGAGAGAAAAGGGUAGCGGAGAAGCCUACCAACGCAAGCCCAUCGAAAAAGGUGCCCCGAAAACCCAAAGGUGUGUUAUAA
This is a messenger RNA of Helianthus annuus (common sunflower), 657 nucleotides long. RefSeq lists its product as uncharacterized. Bases 1 to 657 code for a protein of 218 amino acids. The record is from RefSeq and is a predicted model, not a curated record. The transcript has 2 exons. Lineage: Eukaryota; Viridiplantae; Streptophyta; Magnoliopsida; Asterales; Asteraceae.